This is a messenger RNA of Sphenostylis stenocarpa, 372 nucleotides long. Lineage: Eukaryota; Viridiplantae; Streptophyta; Magnoliopsida; Fabales; Fabaceae. The record is from the annotation of a GenBank genome assembly.
AUGUUGCUUCCUCAUGUUCCCUUCGGCUUUGAAUAUUUGCACAAGUCACAAAACGAGACUCUCUCCCGAGCGUCAAGCACCACCUGCAAAACCCCCCAAUUCCCACUCUUGACGCAGAACAUUCUAGAAAUUCUCGGUCUCUCUGUCCCAAAUCUCUUCCUCUUCCAGAAGAAAAAGCUAUACCCUUUGGGAGACUCCAUCAUCAUCACACAACUCUUGCCAAAGGAGCUAGUAUUGGUUUUUGAUCUGUACGGUGUUGGUUUACGUAAAGCCUUUGAAGCACCCAACCUUGUAAAGGAGCUUAAUCUAAAGAGGCCGGGCAAUGCAAUCUUGGUAAUACUUAGAAGUUUGGACACCUACCCUAUAGAGUAA